GACGAGGAGGGGCAAACUAGAAAACUAACGGCGGCCGGUGGAAGAGAGAGAGCCAGCCCCGCGCCGCUGCCCAUCAUCGUCCACCGAUUUGUUUCCUUCUUCCCCCGUCAAUUCUAUUGCUUAUUUACUCCUCCACUUCGUCCCUCCAGAUCAUCAGAGGGCCACCGGAAUAAUCUAUCCCGGUGGCGGUGAUAAACAAAACACAAAGUAUCUUCCCUGUCUGCCAUCGCCAGCUCGCCCCCUCCUCAUCUUCUAGUUCUUCCUCCUCGCGCAGCAGAGGGAGGCAGAGAGGGAUUCAUGGAGCUGGGGAGCCACCACCUGGCGGCGCACAGCUGCAGCUACACCACCACCUACACCCACUGCUCCGUCGGCUUCUCCCCGCGGGUCCGCGCCGGCGCCCGGAUCCGCGCGGCGGCCGAGGGCGGCGACGGCGGCGGCGACCGGCGCCGGAGGGGUGCCAGCCUCGCCGCCGAUGGCCCCAGGGUCGUCGAGGUCACCGCGGCCCCCGUCGCCGGCGGGGCGGCCGGGGCGGCCGGGAGCGCGGGGUUCCGGGCCCGGGACGCCGAGCUCGCCAUGUGGGACAAGCUCGGGGCAGUCGUCAGGCUCAGCUAUGGCAUUGGGAUUUACGGUGCCAUGGCGCUCACCGGGAGAUUCAUAUGCCAAAUGGCCGGGAUAGACUGCACGGGGGGCUUCCACCCGUCGCUCACGGCGCUCGUCGAGGGGCUUGGCUAUGCAGCUCCGCCAAUCAUGGCUCUGCUGUUCAUCCUCGAUGAUGAAGUAGUCAAAUAUUCGCCUCAUGCGCGCGCCAUCAGAGAUGUGGAGGAUGAGGAGCUUCGCAGCUUCUUCUACGGCAUGUCACCAUGGCAGUUCAUGCUCGUCGUGACUGCUAGUUCAAUUGGUGAGGAGCUGUUCUACCGAGCAGCUAUCCAGGGAGCAUUGGCUGAUAUUUUCUUGAGAAGCACGGAGCUCAUGAAAGACGCUCGAGGGAUUGCAUCCCUGAGUGGAAUUGUUCCUCCUUUGGUUCCAUUUGCUCAAACAUUCGCGGCAGUCAUCACUGCAGCCCUCACAGGAUCCCUCUACUAUAUCGCCACCGCUCCGAAAGAUCCUACGUAUGUGGUGACACCAGCCACGCGUUCACGCUCAGGGCGGGAGAACCUCAAGAAACUAUUUGCAGCUUGGUACGAGAGAAGGCAAAUGAGGAAGAUAUACUCCCCGCUUCUAGAAGGGAUCUUGGCUUUCUACCUUGGCCUCGAGUGGAUCCAGACCGACAAUAUCCUGGCACCUAUGAUCACCCACGGCAUAUACUCCGCCGUUGUCCUUGGCCAUGGGCUCUGGAAAAUCCACGACCACAGGAGGAGGCUACGGCAGCGGAUUCAGCAGGUGAGAAGCCAAGGGAAAAGUUCAGGCACGUUGUAACUGCAGCGUUGCGUAUGAUCGACCGAUCGAUCUCAAUCAGAAGACCAAGCGUCUGACAAGUUUUGAUCCGGAUAACCAGCAUAGGUAAUUAAGAUAGGUACAAGAUUGAGGGAAAAUAUAUAUGCUCAUGUAAUGUAGAUAAAGUCUGUACAUAUGCUGAUAGAUAUGCAGGAUGAAUCAAUAUGGUAGGAAGUAGUAUAGUGUACGACUCCAAGUGUGUACUCCUAUUGCAUAUGCAAGGGAAAUAGAUAGUCCAAUCUAUUUCUUUUUUUUUUUGUCCCUCGCA
Molecule: messenger RNA, 1702 nt
Organism: Panicum hallii
Lineage: Eukaryota; Viridiplantae; Streptophyta; Magnoliopsida; Poales; Poaceae
Exons: 9
Coding region: 298-1416 (372 amino acids)
Biological process (GO): CAAX-box protein processing
Cellular component (GO): membrane
Molecular function (GO): metalloendopeptidase activity
Source: RefSeq, a predicted model, not a curated record